Messenger RNA from Rana temporaria (common frog), 1778 nucleotides. Its product is annotated as tissue factor pathway inhibitor 2-like. Gene Ontology annotation, molecular function: serine-type endopeptidase inhibitor activity. Bases 145 to 825 code for a protein of 226 amino acids. The record is from RefSeq and is a predicted model, not a curated record. Gene Ontology annotation, cellular component: extracellular region. The transcript is spliced from 5 exons. Lineage: Eukaryota; Metazoa; Chordata; Amphibia; Anura; Ranidae. Gene Ontology annotation, biological process: negative regulation of peptidase activity.
GGGGACCCUGCCUGCACACAGCUUAGGGCAUCCCCCUCGCUCUAUAAAGACUUGGCUGGAAGUUCACAAUUCACUUCAACUCCGCCUUGAGCAACCAUUGCUGUGCUAAAGUCCAGAGUCCAGCCUUCCUCUCCCAUCCCAGCAAUGCUUUCCAUUGUCCAUCUUCUGCUUCCCGUCUGCUUCUUGGGACAAGUCGUGACGUCUUCGGAACAAGCUGCGCCUCGAAGUAACAUCACCGCAUGUCUCCUACCACGAGUUGAAGGGAACUGUCGAGGUCUAAUACCCCAAUUUUAUUAUGACCGGUACACGCAAACAUGUGAGGAGUUCCUCUAUGGAGGCUGUGAUGGAAAUGCCAACAAUUUUGAGACGGUGGAGGACUGUGAGAAAACAUGUUGGAAAAUCAAAAAAGUCCCCAAGCCUUGUAGGAUGGAGGUGGAGCCAGGGCCCUGCCGCGGAUAUAUAAAGCGUUACGCUUACAACUUGUUGACGAUGAAGUGUGAGCUGUUCAUAUAUGGUGGUUGCUAUGGAAACGAUAAUAAUUACAGAGAUGAGGCUUCCUGUCUGGAGGCAUGCUCGCCCAAGAGGAAUGCUCCCAGCUUCUGCUAUAGCCCCAAGGAUGAGGGAUCAUGCUCUGCUUCUGUCAACCGCUAUUAUUUCAACAUUGAAAGCAAGUCUUGUGAAGAGUUUCAGUACACAGGUUGUGGAGGAAACUCCAACAACUUUAUCAGGCUGGAAGACUGUAAUAAAGUGUGCAAGAAAGGAAAUAAAAGGCCAAGGAAUAAGAACCGCCUCCGCAGACCGAAGAUCAAUCCUGAGCAAUCCUGAGCAAAGAUCGUGGAAGAAAACUCUUUUAUAUUUUCGCAUAUUAUGCACUUUUCGGCUAUCGUCGGACAACUGAAAGCUGCAGAGGAGAACUUAACUCGUAAAACAGCCUAAGAAAGGGAACUUUUAUGUCCGGCAGUAUAAAACCGCAUAGUAUAAAAGAUUUUUUAUUUUUUUUAUUUUAGAAAAGCUAUAAAUACACUUGCAGCCAUAGCAAUUCUCUGUCACCGUGAGUUUUUUUUUUUCCAUCUUACUAAGCCAGAGUGCAGCCGUAACAAUAGUACAACAUUUUAAUGUGAAAGCAUAAUUUAACCUUUUACGUAAUGUGAAUAAGAAUUGGAAGUUCUGCCUUUGCCACUAGAGGGCAGUGUUGCGGAUUAGCAGUAGGGUCUGCCAAAGUGGGAGUGUAUACGUUUUUUUGAGGAUCUGAAAAGGGGCGUGGUUUCCCAAGUUGGGGAAACUUGUUCCUCUAAAUCCAGCCCUGCAUGGUGGAAAUACCAUAGUGAACGUAUUUAUGAAGAGUACUGGUUAACUCAUUUUGUGUUUAAAAUAAAGUCUACAUGUCUUUGUGAUGUCACAAAUAUUUUGUGCCUGUAAAGUUUCAGCCUCUAUGGCUAAGCAUUAAAGUUAGACAAAAUUUGAACAAAUUUGUAUAAUCCCAAACUAUACAAUUAUUUAAAAUAUUAUGUUUAUUAAACAGAACCCCUCUUAGACCAGGUUCACAUAUGUGCGGCCGCGGUUUCCAGCCUGGGGUCCGGCGCGUUUCGGUUCAGGUGUGAUUGAAUUUAUCGCCUAAAUUCGCACCUGAACCAGACCUAAAAACACACACAGGACCCUUUUUGGAAACCGCACUGUGGCCGCCCCGGACAUGUGGGAACCGGCUCCAUUGAGUCACAUGUCAUGCGAACAGGAUGCAGAGAACCCGGCCUUACAAUAUUUCAGUAUUUGGUUUAUUA